AUGUCGCAUCCGUACAAAGCCUUUAUGGCGGAACAACAUGGCAACGGCACCGGCAAUGGCAACGGCGCCGACCACCCUCUCUCGGUCCAGGCAAAUAGAGAACGCAGAAUCCACUUGUCUCCCGUUGAAGAGCACUAUUUGAAAAAGUCGUUGAUCAAAAACGAGCUCAUCUCGGAGGUGAACUCUCUAUCUCCGGACUACUCUGAUAUCUCAGGUUUACGUCGGUUCGGACCUCCUUUUGUUCCCGCAGACCCCCAAAACUUUUUAAGAAAUCCUGACAGCUCGACCUUGGACCAGAUCUACGCCAUUUCUGAGGCAAACAUCGACAUUUUCAGAAAUCAAUUCCCUCUUUUGAGGUUUAUCUUUGACAACUAUUUUGCAACGUUUCCCUUCAUCAAGAUCCACUUGGAUAAACUCGGACCCUCACUAAGGAACCAGUCAAAGUUCUGGCUAAAAAUACAGGUCUUGUUUGAGCUGUUCAAAGGAAAGAAAAUCAGCAAUAGUAAUGACCGUGGCACGACGAGUAAAAGAAAGCUACUACUUUACAAGUUUCAGAAUCUUUUCAUGAUACUUUUCAACUCAUCGAUAUACUGUUCCCAGGACCCUCAGUAUUUUGAAAUGGAUAAGGAAAGAAGGGGAGCUUACAAGAAGUUAGGGAAGUUUAUUGAUACUGCCGAGUCUGAGAGCAUGGAGAAGGAUGAGAAGAAAAAAGAAGAGGCUCUUAGCCAGCUUGAAUCUGAUCGUAAGGAAGGUUCAUACCUUCUCGAUAUGAACAUAUCUCCUGCUAACCUAUUGAAGCACCUUGAUGAUAUUGACGACGAUGAAUAUAUCAACGGAUGGUACGUGAAUAUUGUUGGCGUCUCGAUAGAAUCCGAAACAAAGUCCACUUUUUGGGGUAGCAAGGAGAGCAAGUUUUACAGUUUCAUCCUUCAUGUCAAAACCCCUGAUCAACAUGGAUGGUUCAUCAAAAGAAGAUAUUCUGAGUUUACCCAGCUUUAUAAGGAUUUGAAAGCUUCUUUCCCUGCCUCUCAUAUUCCAGAUUUACCUUCGAAGGACAAGCAUGAAGUGGAAAUGAAUUUGGAUGAUGACCCAAACACUAGUUCGAGCCUCAAAAAUACUGUUAACUCUGCUGUCAUGCACAAUUUUGAUUCCGAUAUGAUAGAUAUAGAUAAAGAGAGCGUUGAUUCGUUGUUUGCGAAUUCAAUUGACUCACCAAAAAUGCCAAUGUCUCCAAGCUCCCCAUCACAUAACUAUUUCAGCGACUCCAACGCGGAUUCUAUUAACUCUGAAAUUACUGGUGACACAAAUGCGUCUAGUUCUAGCGGUGGCCUGAUGAAAGGAUCAAAGCUAUCCGUUCCAGGUUUUGCGAAGCCAAACUUCUUGAAGUCACCAAUCACGUCCCCUCUUUUGUCUCCAAAGAAAGCUGGUAGCGGAUUGUCCAAUAAAAAUGUCAACAAAGUCGAGAAAUCAUUUUUCAAUACCUUCAAAAAAUCUGCAUGGUCUUCGACUUCUUCUUCCUCAUCUUUAGUUUCACCUAUAUCUACUUCAGAAGAUCUCUCUAGUGGAUUGGGUAUCUCGUCGUCAUCUAAUCAUGAGUCACAUAAACGUGACGCGUCGAUAAAUAGUAAUAUCUCCAACGGUUCAGUCGAGUCAGCAGAGUCAAUAAAAACUUAUCACUCUGCUCACACAGCAGAUAACGAAGAUUUAUCUGUAGGAAUGACCAAAAUGACCAUUAAGGAGGAUAAAAUUGUGUUUCCACGUGAAAUAUUACGUCAGACUCUUCGUGGCUUUUUGAAGUAUGUCCUCUACAUUAACGUUUGUGCUAAAUCUGCCGAAGUUGCUAAAUUUCUUGGAGAUGAAUCUCGCAUUGUUCCAUUGACUACCAAAGACAUUCGUGAUAUACAAAAUCGGAUCAAUAUCGAUCAUUUACGUACUGUCCAGCACUAUAAAUUUCAAUCAGCUCUAGUUGGCAUUGUUACGGUUCUCGAAAAAGAUGUUGAGAAUUUAAAAACCCAAAUUUAUAAUGAAGGUUUUAGUUACAUUUUUGCAAGAAUCAAGCAUUUCAAGACUUUACAUGAAUUGUGUGGAUAUGGUUCCAACGACAGUUCCAGAUCUUGGCUUAAAACAGCUAAUUUGGUUGGUGCAGCCUCUGUCUCAAAUCAAGAGCCUGUAGAGUCCUCCGAUCCCGACGAUGCUGCUGCUCCAUUGCGUGGUCUGGUUCGAAUAAUAUUGUUGGAAAUUGCCAGCACACAGUAUGAGCUUUUGAUUGGAAGUGAUAGUGCUUUGGGUACGCUCAAGACCAUCAAGAGACUGCAUUCUGUUUUUCCUUACAGAUUAAUUGCAGGUAUCUUGCGUUUUACUAACCCUUUGAUGAUGGUUAAAAGAAUGAUUGAUGUUUUUACCUACCAAAUGCCAACCGUUCCAGGUAUGUCAGGAGGUGUCAGUGCGAUUGGUAGUGGUAUUGGUGGUAUGAUGCAAGGGCUAGGCUGGAGCAAAAAGAAGAAGGAUGCGGAUACGGAGAAAGAGGCAUUUGCAGAUGAGCUGAACCAUAGCAGCAGUAACUCAUCUAAAAAGGGUAGAUCACUACUUCAAUUGAUAUUCUCUGGAAUGCUUGGAGAAGAUUUACGUAAACUUGAGAAGGAGCUGAUAGAAGUGCAUGAUUUACUGGUUUCGCACGACAACACAGGUAAAGAAUACGGCGCAGGGGAGACCAUUGUUCAGCGCAUUGAUAAGUACUUUCAGAGUGACGAUUUGAUUGUUUUGCAUAUCAAAGAGAUGAGCCAAUCACUCGGUAUCGACAUUCCUACUGCUAUUCUUAUGCCAAACAAUGGGUUGCCGGACUGUGAUGACUUAGGAUCGGAAACUAUCAAUAGCAUUCUUCAGGAUUAUUCUACGGUAAAGAAAGCCGAAAUUGAGGAAACGAUGAAGCAGAAGGUUGCAGGUCUUAAAGAGAAGAAGAAUGAAGAGGCAGAUGGGAAGAAAAACCCAGUGCAUGAAAAGGUAGCUGAAACUGAAUUGAACUCUCCAUACAAUCUGGCUAAAAGGUAUUUCUUUUUACAGCUGAGGAAAUACGAUAAAGAGAGUUUGAUGGAGUUGUGGAAUGAGCCGGAACUAAUGAGUGUCAUCAAGGAGGUUAUUGCAUUAUUCUUGUCGCCAUUGAUAGAUCUGUUCAAGAAAGCUGAGGUGUACAAGUACGUGCCAAUUUUUGCUCGUUAUAUUGGCGAGUUGAUCGAAGUAUGUGAAGUGUAUGCGAGCGACUACGGACAGUUUGGACGGAGUGAUGUUGUUGGAGCUUUGGUUGGCCUUGAGGAGAAGUACUCGGAGGACGUGUACCGGUUCAUCAGAGACAUGUAUUUGAACGACAUCAAGAGCGGCCAGGAGAGCGGCCAGGGUGAGCUAUUUGAGGGCAUUGUGAACUGGUUGAACGGGGUGGUGAGCUUCUUGCGGUUUGUGAAGAAGGAGCGGCCCGACCUGAUGAUCGACUUGAACGAGAUGUUGAACGGCAUGGACUUGGGCCAGAGCGACAAGUUGAACAUCUUGAAGGUGAUCGGCGAGGUGGUGGCCAAGGCGGAGAAGAAGCGGGCUGUGCUGGAGAAGAUGGAGGCGGACGGCGACCUCCAGAAGCUGAACGUGGAGAAGGAGAGACGUCACGACUGGAUGAAGAUGGCCCGGGACCGAAAGGUGGACGGGAAGUGGGAUGCGAUCCACGACCGGGUGUUCAAGGUCGGUGAGCAGAUUGCCGGCGAGAGCGAGGGCGGGAUCUACGACGCGGUGGGUCUGGACGGUGUCGACGGGGCAGACGACCUUGACACCGACAGCGAUGCCGACAGUAACGAAUUUGAUGACCAUAACGAGAACACGGCCGGCCCACGGAGGCCGGCCCACACAAGGACGAGGUUUCGGGACUACGCUUGGAACGCCGGUGAGUUUCUCGCCGGCUACUACAGUCACGACUGGAGCAGGGUCGACCGCAACCUGCUCCACACGGCGUACGGCGGCAACGAAUUCAUGGACGGCACGGAAUGCGGUGCCCGCAUCGCCGGUGUGUUCAGAGACCGUGUCCAGGCCGUCCUCGCGGAGUACGACGCCCGCCAGCGUGCCCAGUGA
This is a messenger RNA of Pichia membranifaciens NRRL Y-2026, 4107 nucleotides long. RefSeq lists its product as hypothetical. The transcript has a single exon. Gene Ontology annotation, molecular function: phosphatidylinositol binding. Bases 1 to 4107 code for a protein of 1368 amino acids. NCBI's taxonomy places the organism in Eukaryota, Fungi, Ascomycota, Pichiomycetes, Pichiales, Pichiaceae. The record is from RefSeq and is a predicted model, not a curated record.